CCCAUGGAGCCCUGGCACCAGUAGUGGGGUGUCCCAUGGCUGUGGCCGUAACGGGUCUGGAGGAGGGAGGGAGGAAGAUGGGUUAACUCCAGUGACGAGCACGCCAAACCCGCUUACCCCUCUGGCUAACAGCCGGGGCUGUGUUCUGCUGCACCAAAACAUUCACGGUGUGGCGUGAGCACAGGCAGGAUACGGCCGCGGGAAGCGUGGGGUCAGUCAUGGGGCUACAGGCAGGGCAGUGCCACGGGGAGUGGCUAUGCCGACAGCCUGCGGGGCUGCCUUUGGGGCUAGCUGGGCACGCGGGUGGCGGCCCCGGCGUUACGGGCGGCAGAGGCGCUUGCACGGCACAAGCGGGGGUGGCUCUCCCCACCGCGCAGCCAGCCCCGUGCCCACGGCUCCGCUGUCCACCGGGCACCUGCUCCCGGCGCUGGGCAGGGGCAGCUGCCCGUGUGCAGGCGGGGUGCGCGGGCAGGGAGGGCCCCGCUGCCCCACAGCCGAGCCUCAGCGGUGACUCAGAUGUGCCGCUGGCAGCCGGGGCUGAGGCAGCCGCCCGGAUCUGCCGGCAGCGCUCUGCGAGCGGGACGGCCCAGCGCGGUUUCCAGUCUGCCGGUGGCGGCGGGUUUAGUAGAAAAUGAUUCAACUGCCGUAAUCGGGGCCAUCACGGCUGGGAAAUCCAACCCCCAGCGAGGAAUCCCCUGGCUCCCUGCCCACACUGUCUGUACCGCGGCCCUCUCAGGCCCCAGCCCGGCCAGUGGAAGGGGUGUCAGCGUGGGCACUGCUCGUUGCACCCACCGGAGCUUCCAGAAGAGCGGGGCUGCCCUGCGGACGGCACCUGGCACCCUGCGGGGGAGCAGUGACCUACUUUGGGACGCGCGUAACGAGGCGCGAUAGCAUCGGAGAGAGCGUGAGCCAGGCACGGCUUCCUUUCGGGGAGGAAAUCACCUCCUCUGUGAGGGAGAUAAACCCCAGGAAAAUCAAAGCGGGCAGCGUUAACCCCUACGCGCCCGGCUACCGACACCUCCCUGAGCUAGCGAUCUGUGGCACCACCAGCAGUCCGUGUGCCUGACUCACUCAUUCCCAGCCCUGGGGGCAUGGCAGGGGUCCUGUUGGCACAGGCGGUCGAGCGUCUCGGUGCCGAUCCCCAGGCAGCCUGGAGGCACCAUUUGCAGAGCACACGAGGGCACCUGACAGCCCCCUGGGCACAGGCUGCGGCACAGUGGCCCCCACAGUGCCAGCAGGAAGUUGCUUGCUCGUGUACUGCGGGGAAAGCAGAGCCCAGGGGCUGCCGCGGGGCAUUCCCGGCCCUGGGGCAGCGCACCCACGCGGUUUGGAACAGAGGGCCGCGGCUCCAGCCGUUCUGCCCUGUGCAGGCACCGGUGUCCACACAGUUCCAGGUGACCUUGGCAGCGCUGUGGCUGGCGGCCAGCGAAUCGCAGCCCCCAGGGUGGCGGGACCGCGCCGUGCCGGGAAGGCAGCGGGUCCUGGUGCAGCCACUCCUCCGCCUGCGGAGACAUGCCACCAGACUCCAGUGCCCCGCCGGCACGACCUGGAUCGGGACUGCUCACCAGUGCUGCGAGCCGUGCCCCGCAGGGACAUUCCUGCACGAGGCCUGCACAAGCCCUGAGAAUAAAAGCGACUGCCGCCCCUGCCCUGACCGCACCUUUCGCACCCAGCCCAACAUCCUCAAGAAGUGCCAGGCUUGCUACGAGUGUGACCGACAAGCUUUCCAGAGUGUGCUGAGCAACUGCUCGGCCACCAGCAACGUCGCCUGUGGCUGUGAGCCCGGCCACUUCCGUGUCUGCUUUGACAAGCAGUGCAGCGAAUUCUCUUGCCGGAAAUGCCAGCCCUGCACCGGACGCCUCAUCCAGCGACCCUGCUCGGAGGCACAGGACGCACUUUGCGACAGCAGCUGCAAGCCUGACUUCUACAGAGAGGGUGAUGAGUGCCGGCCGUGCCACACGAGCACCCUCGACAAGUGUGGCAAAGAGUGCCAGCAAGUGUGCGGCAGCAACAGCGACCAAGGCUCAGGUCUGGAGUACAUCCUGCUGGGACUCACCGGGCCUCUCUUCCUGGGUGCCCUUGUCAUCUACCACAAGAGGAAGAGGCUCUGGCAUGGUGCCCUGGCAGGUGGUCCCCUCCCCAUGGCACAGGCAGGGGUUGCAGCCACACCAUGGUGCCAGUUUAAUGCCCGGAGGUGGGACAACUUCUGCUGGACCCAGCCAUACUCCCCACCGGGGACAGAACGUGUCACUGACACGGCAAACCAGAGGCUUAAACACCAAGCCUCGUGGCGUGAGCAGCCUAGUGAUGAAGGGGAGCCCUCUGCACCUCCAGAGCCCCGUGGUGCCCUGCUGCAGGGCAGCCAGCUCUAUGCUGUCAUUGAUGUGGUGCCAGUACGGCGUUGGAAGGAGUUCAUGCGAAUGCUGGAGCUGCGGGAAGCAGAGAUUGAGCUGGUAGAGCUGGAGGUGGCCCACAUUCGUGACCAGCAGUAUGAGAUGCUGAAGCGCUGGUGCCAGCAGACCAAUGCCACACUGGACCACGUCUUUGCUGCCCUAGAGCGCAUGGAGCUUGCUGGCUGUGCUGAGGCACUGCGCCAGAGUCUGCUCGUGGGACCCUGAUCCCCACUGUCAGCACCCUGGCACAGGGAGGUCCCAACACCUCCACAUCUCACUGGGCACCUCAUCCCAGCCAUACCCCUAAGUAUUGUUACUUAUGCCGUGUAGACAUUUUAUGUCAGUUUUAUGUCCCCUUCUCACCUGCCUGUCCCCUCUAUUUAUGGCCCCCUGCUCCCAGGGCCGGGGAGGACCCCAUGCCCCAGCACAUCGGCUGCCCAGCCACUCGCGGGACGAGCAGGCACCGAGCCCACCGCGAACCCAUGGGAUAGUUCUCAAGGCUGCCCGCUGCCGGGCGCUCCUUCCCCCUCCCCAAUAAAGUGGUGUUCUC
Messenger RNA from Poecile atricapillus (Black-capped chickadee), 2943 nucleotides. RefSeq names its product TNF receptor superfamily member 25 (gene TNFRSF25). The transcript has 7 exons. Gene Ontology annotation, biological process: signal transduction. Gene Ontology annotation, cellular component: plasma membrane. Bases 1092 to 2618 code for a protein of 508 amino acids. Gene Ontology annotation, molecular function: protein binding. Lineage: Eukaryota; Metazoa; Chordata; Aves; Passeriformes; Paridae. The record is from RefSeq and is a predicted model, not a curated record.